Onychostoma macrolepis is the source of this 831-nucleotide messenger RNA. Its product is annotated as SLAM family member 5-like. Bases 1 to 831 code for a protein of 276 amino acids. The record is from RefSeq and is a predicted model, not a curated record. The transcript has 5 exons. Lineage: Eukaryota; Metazoa; Chordata; Actinopteri; Cypriniformes; Cyprinidae.
AUGGAGGGAGAUUCUGUCACUUUAAACACUGAUGUUACUGAACUACAGAGAGAUGAUCAUAUACUGUGGUCAUUUAGAUUUAACAGUUCAGAGACUCGUAUCGCUGAAAUAUAUAAACAGAUCAUCUCUAUAUAUGAUAUUGGUGAGAAUGAGAGAUUCAGAGACAGACUACAGAUAGAUAAUCAGACGGGAUCUCUGACCAUCACAAACAUCAACAAAUUACACUCUGGACUUUAUAAACUACAGAUCAUCAGCAGAGUGAUCAAACACAUGAGCUUCAGUACUGCUGUCUAUGGCAUUCUGCCUGUUCCUGUCAUUAUAAGAGACUCUUCACAAAAUGUUUCAUCAUCAUCAGGUUCAUCAGUGUCCAGAUGUUCACUGCUGUGUUCAGUGUUGAAUGUGGGUCAUGUGACUCUCUCCUGGUUCAAAGGACACAGUUUAUUGUCCAGCAUCAGUGUGUCUGAUCUCAGCAUCAGUCUCUCUCUUCCUCUGGAGGUGGAAUAUCAGGAGAAAAACACCUACAGCUGUGUGAUCAACAAUCCCAUCAGAAACCAGACCAGACAUCUGGACAUCAGUCAACUCUGUCAGACACCUUCAGAAUCCAGCCGAUCUUUAUUUCUCAUUGUAGUAAUUCUGCUGUUGCUGCUGCUGGUCACAGUUGUAGUCGUGUUGAUUUUCUGUCACAGGAAUUACACACAAGCAAAACAAGACGCUCAGGCUAAUGAAGAAGAGGUUGCUUAUACAGAAGCAACAUUAAUUCCACACAGAGCUCCGGAUGCUGAGGCUAAUGGACGAGAUCAGAUGGUGUAUUCAGAAGUUGUGUUAAGAUGA